Messenger RNA from Orycteropus afer afer, 696 nucleotides. RefSeq names its product RAS related (gene RRAS). Gene Ontology annotation, molecular function: GTPase activity; GDP binding; GTP binding. The record is from RefSeq and is a predicted model, not a curated record. Lineage: Eukaryota; Metazoa; Chordata; Mammalia; Tubulidentata; Orycteropodidae. Gene Ontology annotation, cellular component: plasma membrane. Gene Ontology annotation, biological process: signal transduction.
CCCCCAGGCGGUAGCGGCGGCUGCAGCGGCGGUGGCGACAUGAGCGGCGGGGCGGCGUCCGGGACGGGGCGGGGACGGCCCCGGGGCGGGGGGCCGGGACCCGGGGACCCCCCACCCAGCGAGACACACAAGCUGGUGGUCGUGGGCGGCGGCGGCGUGGGCAAGAGCGCACUGACCAUCCAGUUCAUCCAGUCCUACUUCGUGUCCGACUAUGACCCCACCAUUGAGGACUCCUACACCAAGAUCUGCACAGUGGACGGCGUCCCCGCCCGGCUGGACAUCCUGGACACCGCGGGCCAGGAGGAGUUCGGUGCCAUGCGGGAACAGUACAUGCGUGCCGGCCACGGCUUCCUGCUGGUGUUCGCCAUCAAUGAUCGGCAGAGUUUCAACGAGGUGAGCAAGCUCUUCACGCAGAUUCUCCGUGUCAAGGACCGUGACGACUUCCCCAUCGUGUUGGUCGGGAACAAGGCAGACCUGGAGAGCCAGCGUCAGGUCCCCCGAUCCGAAGCCUCUGCCUUCGGGGCCUCCCACCACGUGGCUUACUUCGAGGCCUCGGCCAAACUGCGCCUUAACGUGGAUGAGGCCUUCGAGCAGUUGGUGCGGGCAGUCCGGAGAUACCAAGAGCAGGAGCUGCCCCCCAGCCCCCCCAGCGCGCCCCGCAAGAAGGAUGGGGGGUGCCCCUGCGUCCUCCUGUAA